AUAUAGAGAUUAUAUCUUCAUAUAAGACACUUGUGAAAAUCUCAACCCGAUAACAUUCGCUACAUAUAAAAGCGGUGAUCCUCCUUUAACCUUAUAUUCUUCAAGUAUCAUACAUGAAUAGGUGUACAAUCUCACUCUUUUCCACCAUCCGUUGCUUAUCUUUCUUUGAGCUUGAGAUAUCAUAUUAAGCAAAGCGCACUUCAGUCAGCGGUGUGCUCAUCCAACAGUUUAUAGAUCUCUUUAGAUCGAUCUUGUUGUACCCUUCAAUUUAUAGAAUUGCCUUUUCUUGAGAUACUUCUUAUGCUCAACCUCAACAAGCAACUCUUCAAAUUGUUAAGGACAACACCAGCCUCAAAACUACCUAGCAAAAUGUCCUUAUCUCAGCUUGUGGAUUCAAAAACACACUUGAUACCAGGAAAGCUGAAAGUUUCGGAACUAUUUUUCGAGGUUCCUUUGGACUACUCUAAUGAAUCAAAAGGCUCAAUUCGAAUAUUCGCGCGUAGUGUAAUCAAGUAUGAGAAUCCAGCUACAAACCCCACGGAAGAAGAAAACCGCAAGUCUUCCCAAAAGCCCUGGUUUGUUUACCUCCAAGGUGGUCCAGGUUUUGGAUGCAGACCACCUCAAGAUUCUCCAAUUACCAAUGUAGUUCUCGAUAAAGGCUAUCAAAUGUUAUAUAUUGAUCAGCGGGGAACUGGAUUGAGUAAUCCGAUUUCAGCUGGUACUUUGGCUUUGCAGGGAGAUGCUCAACGUCAAGCCGAUUAUCUUAAGCAUUUCAGAGCUGAUAAUAUUGUGAGGGAUUGUGAGGCUAUAAGAAAGAUACUCACUGCUGAUUAUCCUGAAGAACUCAAGAAAUGGUCCGUGUUCGGCCAAUCAUUUGGUGGUUUUUGCAUCCUCACAUAUCUCUCUUUUCACCACCAAGGUCUACGUGAAGUUUUCACCAGCGGUGGUCUUGCCCCAGUUGGUCACUCGGCCGAUCGAGUCUAUCGCGCUACCUUUCAAAAAGUAAUUGAGAGAAACCGGGCCUACUAUCAAAAGUUUCCCGAAGAUGUUGCUGUUGUUCAAGGUCUGGCAAUUCACAUUAGCGCUAAGAAUGGACUUCAAAUGCCAUCUGGUGGUACAUUGACUGUGAGAAUGUUCUUAACUAUGGGUAUUCAGUUUGGGUUCCAUGGAGGUUUGGAUCUGGUUCAUGAUAUUGUGUUAAGGAUGAGUUCGGAUUUGGAUCAGUAUUCGUUCAUUACUAAACCUACUCUUAAGGUUAUUGAGGAUAUAGUCAGUAUGGAUAACAAUGUAAUCUACGCUAUCUUGCACGAAUCCAUCUAUUGCCAAGGCAAAGCCUCAGACUGGGCCGCCGACCGAGUAGGAAGGUCCCUCUCCGAAUUCAAAUGGCUCACCGGGCGUCCCCGUUCCCCCUCCUCCCUAAUCAGCGAGCCGCUCUUCUUCUCCGGUGAAAUGAUUUAUCCCUUCAUGUUCGAAACCUCCCCCGAACUUUCCGCUAUCUACCCAGCCGCCAAGAUCCUAGCCGAAUACACAGAAUGGCCCCCUCUAUACGAUGAAUGGCAAUUGGCACGAAAUGAAGUUCCCAUGUAUUCAGCUACGUAUGUGGAUGACAUGUACGUGGAUUUUGGGCUAGCGCAGGAAACAGUUAGAUUGGUGAGGGGAUGUAAACAGUGGGUUACUAAUGGAAUGUAUCAUGAUGCUGUGAGGAGUAGGACGGGAGAAAUGAUGGCGGAACUUUUUGCGUUGAGGGAUGAUGUUAUCGAUUAGUAGAAGGAGAGAGAGAGCGUAGGGAGGGAAGGAAGGACGAAAGGGAAAGAAUGAGAAAACAUAGAGCGAGUGCAUAAAAUCCAAUGAGUUACGAUACUGCGAGAACAGCUCAACACGUAUCUGAAUCCCAUCCAUCAACGUUGUACUUCCAUCUUCGGCACAAUACUAUUAGACUUAUCUACCCAAUUGAUUUUACACAAACCUUCUCAUUCCAAGGUUUCUCUGCUUCGUCCAAACUAUCCAAAGAAUGAUACGUACUCAAAACUUCGAAGCAAAAAGCUAGUAACGCUUAUCAUAUCAUCUUUAUAAAACCACUAGGUAUGUAGGAUGUAUCUGGUCUCG
This is a messenger RNA of Botrytis sinoallii, 2106 nucleotides long. RefSeq lists its product as uncharacterized. The coding region runs from base 301 to 1764 and encodes 487 amino acids. The transcript is spliced from 6 exons. Gene Ontology annotation, biological process: proteolysis. Lineage: Eukaryota; Fungi; Ascomycota; Leotiomycetes; Helotiales; Sclerotiniaceae. Gene Ontology annotation, molecular function: peptidase activity. The record is from RefSeq and is a predicted model, not a curated record.